Messenger RNA from Physella acuta, 1666 nucleotides. RefSeq names its product adenosine receptor A2b-like. NCBI's taxonomy places the organism in Eukaryota, Metazoa, Mollusca, Gastropoda, Physidae. Gene Ontology annotation, cellular component: membrane. Gene Ontology annotation, molecular function: G protein-coupled receptor activity. The record is from RefSeq and is a predicted model, not a curated record. Gene Ontology annotation, biological process: G protein-coupled receptor signaling pathway.
UGUUCACAGAAGUUCACCUCAGACGGUACCAGCGGAUAUGACACCUUGUGUUGGCACAUGAUUCCCCCUCAGCCACCACAACGAGGCGGCGCAUGCGCCUGGGUGGUGUUUACUAUGGCGACGCUCGUAGUAAUGCAAUCGCUCUGUAUUACAUAACGACGCUGCGUACGAAUCGUGCAACUGCUUAUAACAUAUGACGAUAUAACAUUCUAGUUUAAACAAUCCACGGCGCAAUACAUCACAGAAACGAGCUUCAUUUGAUCUCUCUGUUACAAUUCGAUUCCGUGGAUCGAUUGUCCUCGUAGAUACCGUUUACUCCACAUAUAAAAAACGAUGGAAUUCGACGAAGCACUUUUCUAUCCGCUCGAGUACAUACAAGGAGCGAGGGGAAAUAAAACCGAGCCCCACGACUCUCUGAUCCACGGCAUCCAGGUCACCGCAGUCGUCUGCUUCUCCUUCUUCAUCCCCCUCACCAUCUUCUCCAACGUCUUGGUCUUCUGGGGGAUCGUCCUGUACCCUGGUUUCAAGAACAGCCACAACAUUUUCUUGCUGAACCUGUCCGUUUUUGAUUUCAUAGCCGGAGUGCUGGCCAUCCCGCUGAUUCUCAUGUCCAAGAUAACAGUCACCCAUCUCUACAUAAGUGACAGUAAGGUUUUGUGUUUAUUUAAAAACGGUGUCGUUGACCUGGCGCUUGGGGGGUCGUUGUACUCUCUGAUACUCAUCUCCGUGGACCGUUAUGUGGCUAUCACUCGUCCUUUGAAGUACUCAAACUGGAUAUCGACGGAAAGAGCGUACAAAAUUGUGAUGGGUUUGUGGAUUUACAAUACCUCCAGGGUUCUAAUCAUGUCGAUUUUUCUCAACACGUACGAUUAUUCCAUCAACGUGGCCCAGCGUUGUCAGCUUAUAAAGAUCUUCAAAAUCGACGUGAUAAACUACGUACUCACCUACCCAGGCCAGGCGUGUCUAAUCGUUUCAGCCGCCAUCAACAUACACAUUGCGUACAUUGUGUACAAGCAAGUCAAAUCUUUUGACGUCGAGAGGUCGGUCUGGACGAAGGAACAAGUCCGCAGCUUUAAGAAUCGAAUCGGCGCGGGGAAGUUGACGCUAGUGCUGACUGCGCUGUUCAUCAUUCUGUGGGUGCCCUUCUACACCGUCACCCCGCUCAGGGCCAACAACAUGCUGAAUAAAAGACAGGACAAGUUCCUGCGGAGUCUCUCGGGGAUCAUGACAGUGGCCAACUCGAUGGUCAACGCGGCUAUUUACGCGGCGGUCAGGAAAGAGUACCGUGACGUGUAUAGGCUGAUGCUGACUACCGUACCGUGGCUCUGGAAACGGGAGUUACGGAAGCUGCACGGUGUCCAGAACUCGGUCUAUGCGGACUCGUCUCAGAAGGACGAGCGGAGCUGCAGCAAAGUCAUCCUGAAAGAGGAGUCGAAGGAGGUGGUGGCGGUCAAGUCGGACACAGAGGACGGUGAAUUUUCGGGAUCCCCUGUGGAUAAAACUUAAGAAUCUGCUGGGUUUCUUGCAUGGUUGAUGCAUUAAAUACUGUAUUUAAGAAGAGGCUGGGUUUCUUGCAUGAUUGAUGCAUUAAAUACUGUAUUUAAGAAGAGGCUGGGUUUCUUGCAUGAGUGAUGCAUUAAAUACUGUAUUUAAGAAGAGGCUGGGU